CAGUAUACAACGAUCAGUAGCACUGGUCACUCCGAGAAAAACGGAUCGCAAACAAAUUGGGUUACAAUAGUAGUGUCGAACAAAAGCACUUCAAACUGACGUGUUAAUUGUCGUCAACUAGUUUUUACAUAGGAGACACCUGUUUUGUAUUCUACUGUUCUAGUGAUUCGGUAGUUCUUGAAUUUAGUGAUUCAACAAUGUCGUGGUACUAUACGCCCAAACCCACCGUAUUCCCGUCCGAGGACUUUAACCCAUCGGCGGACGCCGCAGCCCUCCGCAAAGCCAUGAAGGGCUUCGGAACGGACGAACAGACCAUCAUCGAUAUUCUGUGCAAUCGUUGCAACUGGCAGCGUCAAGUCAUCACCGAAACCUUCAAAAACGAGCUGGGUCGAGAUCUAAUCAAAGACUUGAAAUCGGAACUGAGCGGCCGAUUCGAGGAUGUCAUUCUCGGAUUGAUGGUGCCGCCAGUGAACUACCUCUGCAAGCAACUCUUCAAAGCCAUGGAUGGUAUCGGUACCAAUGAGCGGGCCCUUAUCGAGAUUCUUUGCUCGCAAAACAACGAACAAAUGCAUCACAUUUCGCGAGUUUACGAGGAAAUGUACAACCGCCCAUUAGCGGAGCACGUGUGCACGGAAACGUCCGGUGAUUUUCGACGAUUGCUCACGCUAAUCAUCACCGGUACGAGAGACCCACCGGGAACCGUUGAUCCAGAUCUAGCAGUAGAGCAAGCCAAACAACUCUACGAAGCAGGUGAAGGGAAGUGGGGUACGGAUGAGUCCGUAUUCAACAAAAUAAUGGCCCAUUCCAGCUUCGACCAGCUAGAAUAUGUGUUCGAGGAAUACAAAAAACUAACCGGCCGCACCAUUGAACAGGCUCUGAAGGCGGAACUGAGUGGCGAUCUGUACCACGCGCUCAGUGCGAUCGUGGAAUGCGUCCAAAUGGCGCCGCACUUCUUUUCGAAGCGACUAUUCAAAGCGAUGGACGGCUUGGGCACCGAUGACUCGACGUUAAUUCGCAUUAUCGUGUCACGAUCGGAGAUCGACUUACAGAACAUCAAGGACGAGUACGAGCAAAUGUACAAUAAAACGCUUAUGAGUGCGGUGAAGAGCGAGACUUCUGGCGACUACAAAAGAGCACUAUGUGCUUUGAUAGGGAAUGCUUGAAUCUCAUACAGAAAUCUCUCGAUUUUUAAAAGUUUGUUCAUGUUUUUAAUGAAUGUGUAUUCUUAAAGAGUAAGUAAUAAGCAAAUAUUGCGACUACCGUACAUUCGGCCGAUUUGUGCCAACUUUCUACUACUUCUCAAUUCCUCCAGAGUUUUAUUUAUUGGUAUUGUUAGCAUAUAUUGACAAAGAUUAUAUAUUUAAUCAAAACUUAAUUUUAAGAGCUGACUUAACAAAAUAAACUCGUUAAGUACGUAAAUAUAAA
This is a messenger RNA of Armigeres subalbatus, 1425 nucleotides long. RefSeq names its product annexin B10-like. Gene Ontology annotation, cellular component: cytoplasm. Gene Ontology annotation, molecular function: calcium ion binding; calcium-dependent phospholipid binding. The transcript has 3 exons. The coding region runs from base 198 to 1163 and encodes 321 amino acids. Lineage: Eukaryota; Metazoa; Arthropoda; Insecta; Diptera; Culicidae. The record is from RefSeq and is a predicted model, not a curated record.